Aspergillus calidoustus is the source of this 909-nucleotide messenger RNA. The record is from the annotation of a GenBank genome assembly. Lineage: Eukaryota; Fungi; Ascomycota; Eurotiomycetes; Eurotiales; Aspergillaceae.
AUGUCCGACAACAGCUCAUCCCACAACCGCCCACGCGUCUGGCUUAUCACGGGCUGCACUUCUGGCUUCGGGAAACUGUUCGUUUCUGCAAUUGUAGCCCGAGGCGACAAAGUCAUCGCCACAGCACGAAACGUCAGCGCCCUCGACGAGUUCCGGGACACGCCCAACGUGCGUCUACUCAACCUCGAUGUAACAGCUACACAGGACGAACUGAAUGCCACUGCAGCUACCGCUCUGGAGCUCUUUGGCGGCGUCGAUGUGCUGGUGAAUAAUGCUGGAUAUGUCCUGUCAGGCGCCUGGGAGGAACUGACUCACGAGCAAGUACUCCACCAGUUUCAAACCAACUUCUUUGGGCAGAUGAACGUGACUCGCGUAUUCGUCCCUCAUAUGCGAUGUCGCGGCUCGGGGACGAUUAUCUUCAUGAGCAGCAUCGCGGGCUGGCUGGGCGUCGCAGCUGGUGGUCCUUAUAGCGCCUCCAAGUUUGCUUUGGAGGGCGCCGCGGAGAGCCUGCAGAAAGAGCUUUCACCGCUGGGUAUCCAGGUUCACCUCGCUGUGCUGGGCCAAUUCCGCACCAAUAUCUUAGCCGAGGGCCGGCGCCAGAUACCUCGGUCAACUCCGGUCAUAGAUGGCUACAAUCCAGUUAUAGAAACCCUCACUCGGCGGCAGGAAGAAACGAACGGCAAACAGCCUGGCGAUCCUGUCCGUGCGGUUGAGCGGAUUCUCGACGUGGUGCGGCGGGAAGGGUCAGUGGCUGGCAAGGAGGUUGGGCUCCGGAUAGUGCUUGGCUCAGAUGCACAAUAUAUCAUUCGAGAUCAGUGUCUGAAUACACUGAGAGACUUGGACCAGUUUGAGGAAUUUAGUCGAAGCACGGACUUCCCUGGGGCGGGUGGGGUUGAUGCGUAUAGUUGA